Messenger RNA from Salvia miltiorrhiza (redroot sage), 384 nucleotides. RefSeq lists its product as uncharacterized. The record is from RefSeq and is a predicted model, not a curated record. Lineage: Eukaryota; Viridiplantae; Streptophyta; Magnoliopsida; Lamiales; Lamiaceae. Bases 1 to 384 code for a protein of 127 amino acids. The transcript has a single exon.
AUGAUGAUGAGUAGACGAGUGUGUUUCAGCCCCGAAGCAAGCAUCUACAGCAAGCAGGGCGGCGGCGCAGGCAAGGUUGGUGAAGAAAAGAAGAGAGUGGUGAUGAAAUUAUGGAUGUUCAAACUCCCAAAAGCGUCGAGAAUUUCGGUGGGGGGUUUCUUCAAAAACAUCGGAGAGAAGGUGGCGAGAGCUCUGCCGCCUCUGGCGGCGGCGGGUCGCCGGAGAUGCUCGUGCAAAGUGUCGUCGUCGGCGAGUUUGGGGAGAUCACGAUCAUAUGCAGAAACACUUGAUUCUCAGAGGGCCCAAGCCAUCGAAGACUGCAUCGAGUUCUUGAACUCUUCUUCUUCUUUGCAAAGAUCCAAUUCAGUUUCCAGCUCUUGCUAG